Messenger RNA from Ictidomys tridecemlineatus (thirteen-lined ground squirrel), 2851 nucleotides. It is a transcript of the gene C5ar2, whose product is annotated as complement C5a receptor 2. NCBI's taxonomy places the organism in Eukaryota, Metazoa, Chordata, Mammalia, Rodentia, Sciuridae. The record is from RefSeq and is a predicted model, not a curated record. Gene Ontology annotation, biological process: complement receptor mediated signaling pathway; inflammatory response; chemotaxis. Gene Ontology annotation, molecular function: complement component C5a receptor activity; G protein-coupled receptor activity. Gene Ontology annotation, cellular component: plasma membrane.
GGGGGGCAGGGGGCCGUUGGUUCUUGCCGGAAGGACCUUGAAGGGUGCUGUGGGUGUCCUAAGCCAAGCCAAGACCACCAAACCCUGGAGGUCACACUACACCAGGAAGCUGGUGACCUCAAGAUUAGGGUUUGGGACAGGGUCAGUUUUCCACCACCUUCCACCUCCCGAGCCCUCUCGACCUUUCCCGGCGGCCCUGUAAUUAUGGUAUGUGUGCGUCAUGGGAAGAAGACAGGACAAACACACCCUGGGGCCGGGACCAGGCCACUCCUGUUUUCCCUGGUUAAAAAGCCUUGCCGGGGCCAGUGCCUGGAGAAUCCAAUAGGAACCCGGCAAACAGGGCCAAUUUGCAAUCCCAAGUGGUGUUUGAAGACACCGAGGACUUCUUGGAAGACAAGGUGUCUGGACCCCAAUGGAGAACGAUUCGCUCAGCUACCCCUACGAGUACGGGGACUACAGUGACCUCCUGGAUGUCCCCGUGGACUGCCGGGGCGGCGCCUGCCUCUCCACCGACGCGGUCCGCGUGGCCCCUCUGCUGCUGUACGCUGCCGUCUUCCUGCUGGGCGUGCCGGGCAACGUCAUGGUGGCCUGGGUGGCGGCGAAGGAGGCCAGCCGGAGGGUUGGGGCCACCUGGUUCCUGCACCUGGCCGUGGCCGACCUCCUGUGCUGUUUGUCCCUGCCCAUCCUGGCGGUGCCGAUCGCCCGGGAAGGCCACUGGCCCUACGGGGCCGCGGGGUGCCGGCUGCUGCCCUCGGCCAUCCUGCUGUCCAUGUACGCCGGCGUCCUGCUGCUGGCCGCCCUCAGCGCUGACCUCUGCCUGCUGGCCCUUGGGCCCACCUGGUGGGCAGCGGCUCAGCGGACCCGUGCCCUGCGGGUGGCGCAGGGCGCGGCCUGGGCGCUGGCCUUGCUGCUGACCGCGCCCUCGGCGCUGCACCGCCGCCUGCACCAGGAGCACUUCCCGGCCCGGCUCCUGUGCGUGGUGGACUACGGGGGCUCCGCCGCGGCCGAGGGCGCCGUGACCGCCCUGCGCUUCAUCUUCGGCUUCCUGGGGCCCCUGGUGUUCGUGGCCGGCUGCCAUGGUGCCCUCCUGUGCCGAGUGACCCGACGCCACUGGCCUCUGGGAGUGGCGGUCAUGGUGGGGUUUUUCGUCUGCUGGGCCCCCUACCACAUCCUGGGGCUGGUCCUCACCGUGGCUGCCCCAAACUCUGCGCUCCUGGCCCGGGCCCUCCGCGCUGAACCCCUGGUCGUGGGCCUGGCCCUGGCUCACAGCUGCCUCAAUCCUAUGCUCUUCCUAUAUUUUGGGCGGGCUCAACUGCGACGGUCACUGCCAGCUGCUUGUCACUGGGCCCUGAGGGAGUCUCAGGAUGAGGAGGAAAAUGUAGUAAGCAAGGUAUUCACCAGUCAUGACCUGGUGUCAGAGAUGGAAGUGUAGGCAAGAGGGACACUGGCUUUUUAAUCUCCUAUUCCAUUUCACAAAUAGCUUCAGGCAAAGCUGGAUCCAGGAGUUUCAUUUUCUCCCUUCAUUCAAAGAACAUCCAUCGGCCCUUGCUGUAUGCCAGGCCCUGAUAUAGGCAUCAGGGUACAGUAGUGACCAGGACAGACACAAAUUCUGCACUCAGAGAGCUGACGUUGUAAGGGAGGAAGACAGACAAUAAGCAAAUAAAUGAGCAUGGAAUAUGGGAAGGGUGACAAGUCUAAGAAACCUAAAAGAGACAAACGGGACUGGAUGGGGGCAGGAGAUGUCAGUCAAAAAAGUCUCUGGGGUAAGGUGAUAUUUGAGCCCAAACCUACACAAGGGGAGCAGGAGUUGUGCUUAUAACUGGGAGAAAAUUGUUCCAAGUAGAGGAACCAGCAGAAUAUCAUGUGUAAAGGCCCUGGGGUGGCUGGAGGCAGAGCUCAUGGCAGAGCACUUGCCUAGUAAGUCCCAGGAAAUAUUUUGGCCCUACUUAUACUAAAAGUUAUUUGUUGUUUAUCUACAAUUCAAACACAGAACACUCAGUAUUUUUUUUUCCAAGUUUCCUACUCUGAGUGUCUUGAUUGACUUAGAUUUUAGUAAAACCCCUCUCUGGUUGCUGGUAGAGAUGUCUAGGGAAGGAAGCAGGAAGUAAGGAGCCAAGUGAGGAGGUUACGCAAUAGUCCAUGCAAGAGGUGGUCAGGGUGGUAGAGCAGAGGUACUGGGAGGCUAUUUUGACAAAAGGCCAUGUCCAAGCUCCUUGGCUUGGCAUUCGAGGCUUCUCUCCACCACUUCCACUCUAGCUUCUCACACUCCAUAGGAGGCAGAAUAAUGGCUGCCAGUGUUGUGCCCAUCCUAAUUCCCUGGCGCCAUGAAACCCUACAUUGCAAAAGGGACUUGCAGAUGUGAUGAAGUUAGGGGUGGGGACAUUAUUCUGGCCUGUCCAGGUGGGCCCAAAGUCAUCACAAGGGUCCUUUAAAGAUAAAGUAGGAGAUCUGAGUCAGUAGCAGAAGAUGUGAUAACCAAAGCAGAGCCUCCAGUGACAAGGGGAAGGGGCCACAAGCCAAGGAAUACAGGUGGCCUCCAGAAGCUGAAAAAAGUCAGGGUCAGAUUCUCUUCCAAACUUCCAGAAGGAAAGCAGACCUGCCAACACCUUGACUUCACACUUUUGACUGCCAACAUCUUAAGAGAACAGGUCAUAUUGUUUUCAGUGGCUACGUUUGUUACAGCGGCCACAGGGAGCUCAUACAAACUGUCUGGGCUGUCUUAUUUUCGUGCUUCUGGGCCUUUUCUCAAGCUGGCACUGCUGCCUGGAAGGCCUGUCUCAUCUAUGCUGCCUGAUUUGGUGAUCACAAGUCACCUAUGACUAUCCAAAAUAAAAUUAAUUGCAGUUUAAAA